ACUCAUUAGUGCUGGCUGCUAUGGUAUGAGGGACAUGGGACCAUGUAAAGUCAAGAGUCCACUUCCUUAUUAACCUGUCUCUUAACAGUGGGCAGUGGCAAAAGCUUGUAGAAAAAAAUAUAAUAAUACAGCCUGGCGUGCAGUCAUCUCACAGUACUACAUGCCUCUGUCCUCUGGUGAUCGAAUCACGUCUUCUCACGUUCUCCAGUUUGUGUGGGUCCUCCCAGCCAACCUCCCAGCACUACUCUCAAAUCAGUCUAUGAUCCCAUGCAGUGAUAUCCCCAGAAACACAUCUUCUAUGUAAAUUUUUAGGAGAAAUUAAAUGAAUCAGGCUGUACCACUUCUUCCUUGUGCGGAGACUCUGUAACUUCCCCUGACAUCUGAGCUGGGGUUUUUUUUUUCCUCCCAAAGAUAACACGUUCUACUCCUCAGUAUGUUUGUGCUAUCUGCACAGCCUGACAGUUAUGACACCAUGCUUCGAAACUGGAGAUAGGCUCUAAUCAGCACACACACUUACAGCCCCAGCUGACAGCUGUUCAGCAAGCUCCUGUGCAGCUUCCAGCAUAUCACAAGACAGAGUCUGCGGGCUGAUUUGGUGCAGGAGAUGGGCAUAGCUAUUCCAGGAAGAGAAGUCACCUUAUCAACAUACAUCUUGUCUCCUACAUAGGAGGCCAUGUAGAGAAUAACGUUAGUGGAGCUGCGUGUCCACAGCAAGGAUCCCACUCUUAGACUCUGGGGUAAAGCUAACACUCGGACGGUGUUAGAUUCUACAUGUGAAAACUAAAAUAGUCUUAGAAAGUGAAUUCGCUUGAUAUCAGCACAUUUGAAGGAGGAAGAUGCCAAUUGUCAAAAACGUGAGCAGAGCUGUCAGCCAGCUGCUCCAGAGCUCUGGUUGUGGAUGUGGGGUUUCCAUCGUGCCUGUUCGAUGCAUUGGAGUCUCGCCCCGCCAGGUGGCCUCCGAUGCUAGCUUUCACUCCGUUUCUUUUGCCGAGUCUGACCAUCCUCGGGUGCUAAUUACAGGGGGUCUUGGUCAGCUUGGAGUGGGACUUGCUAAGCUUCUGAGGAAACAUUUUGGAAAGAACAACGUGAUCUUGUCUGACAUUCGAAAGCCUGCGGAUAAUAUUUUUUAUAGUGGUCCUUUUAUCUACGCGGAUAUCUUGGACUACAAGAAUUUACGUGAGAUAGUGGUGAAUAAUCGGAUAUCUUGGCUCUUCCACUAUAGCGCUUUGCUCAGUGCUGUUGGAGAAGCAAACGUCCCUUUGGCCAGAGCUGUAAAUAUUACUGGUUUACACAAUGUUCUGGAUAUUGCAGCUGAGCAUAAUUUGAGACUCUUUGUUCCAAGCACCAUUGGAGCCUUUGGUCCCACCUCUCCUCGAGAUCCAACUCCUGAUCUCUGCAUUCAGAGACCAAGGACAAUCUAUGGAGUCUCCAAGGUUCAUGCUGAGCUCAUGGGAGAAUACUACCAUUACCGGUAUGGCCUAGACUUCCGCUGCCUGAGGUAUCCAGGAAUUAUAUCUGCUGACUCUCAGCCUGGUGGGGGAACAACUGAUUAUGCUGUCCAGAUUUUCCAUGAUGCCAUAAAGACUGGCAAAUUUCAGUGCAACCUAAAGCCAGACACUCGUCUCCCUAUGAUGUAUAUUGAUGACUGUCUGAAAGCCACUCUAGAAAUCAUGGAGGCCCCCGCAGAGGCGCUGAGCAUGAGGACAUACAACAUCAGUGCCAUGAGCUUCACUCCUGAAGAGCUGGCGCAAGAGGUGCAGAAGCAUGUUCCCGAACUCCAGGUGACCUACAACGUGGAUGAAGUCAGGCAGGCCAUAGCUGACAGCUGGCCGAUGAACUUUGAUGAUAGGAACGCCCGGAGGGAUUGGGGUUGGAAACAUGAUUAUGAUCUCCCUGAGUUGGUGACUACAAUGUUUAGCUUCCUUGGGUCUGACUCCAGGAUUGCUCAAGCUAACUGAAAUACUUUGUAAGAUGUUUCCGGAUUUCCACAGAGGACCAGGAAGAAAUGGCUAAACUAGUUUAUCAUUUUCUGAGUCUUAGAGCAUGUCAAUUAUUAUUGUUUUUUAUAAGUAGCAAUAGAGUUGGGCAGAAACAUUCUGUAGCUGGAAUGUACUAUUAGAUGAAUGACAUCACUUGGUACUGUCUCUGAGCACAGCACCGAUGACAAACACAGAAUUCUUGAACUUUCACAUUUAAGCAGCUAGAAAAAAAAAAAAAAAAAAGCACUUGCUCCCGGCUGGUGGCUUCCCCCACAUUUCAAAAAAACUGCCUGCCUCUUCUGUGGCAAAGUGGGGCAAUAUUGUCAAACCUGGUGUUUCAGGCAUAUCCCGCAAAGUUAACGAUAGGUUUUUCGUUUUCCUGGUGGAGGAUGUUAGAUCACAGUGAGUAGGAUCCUAUCCUUUCUACUCUUUGCUUACAAAAGAGAGAUCAGAAGAGCUACUUCGUGUUUCCAAAUUGCAAGGGGUCGUUGCAAUUCUAGUUCGAAGUCAAACUUUGGUCGAUCGUUCCUAUUUAUAUAUAUGUGUGUGUGUAUAUAUAGUGCUGUAUAAACAUACACUUUUUUUAUACAUAGAGCAUACACAGUAGCAUUAUUCUUAUAAUGCUUAUAAAUGUGAAGGGGAAUAGGACUUGAAUUCUCAUUAUGGUUUAAAAAAACAGGGUUUACAAGCUAGGCUUUGUCCUGUUCUUUGAAAGUGCUGCUGCCUUCAGCUUAGCCUGGGAGGUAGAUGUGAAAUCCAAAGAGCUGUUACGUGUAUGUGAAUCUGGGGCGUAUUUCAAGAAGGCAAUGCCCAGCUAUGGGUUUAUUGUUAAUUAGCGCUACUUUUGGUUAUCCCGGUUGUUUGCCGUGCUAGCACGAUGACAGAGGGCCCGGAGCAAGUUUUAAAGGCGACGGAGCCUUACGGUAGAGUCAGGUCAGCCUUUGAAAUCUGUUCAUGUUCACUACGUUUUCCGCGUGCGCUGUAAGUGUAUCUGGAUGCUGUUGGUGCGUAACUGCCGUACGCUUUUAUUCUUUAGAGAGGGAUCCAGAAGCUGCAACCAUCUUCUAGCUACAGUUAAGGGCCGUUCUGCUCACUGAGCUUCACGCACAGGAGGUUCUGGGAUUAACAAGGAAGUCUUAGUAGGUGCAUGCGAGGAAGAUCUGUGUGUUCAAAAGCUACUCGGGAGGCUUUGAGAAAUGACAAACUGGAGAGACAGGAAAGCCAUUUUAGGUACAAUACCAGUUUCGUGGAGGUGAAUCUGAGCCAUCCGCUACUAUAGCUAUAGCACGCCUUGAGGAACGGCGUCUGGGAACUUGGAUUUUUUUUGUUUUUUUCAAAGAAAAAAUACUCAUUUUCAAAAUGACUGGAAAUUCCCUUUAUGAAGCUCUCCAUCUCUUUUGUCUUGUAUACUCCAGUAGAGUGUGUAGGUAAACAUAUUCAUGUUGGGGUUGGGGGUUUUUUUGCCUACAACUUGUUUGCUGUCUUUUCUGGGACGAUGCUUUGGCGGUUGCAAGUCUGUUACGCUCUCCGUAACCCCGCGGUGUUUUCUCAGUAUGUGGAUAACUGACAUAGCCAGAUUUCUGCCUCUUUGUGAAGGAGUCUACGUGCUGCAGGGAAUGCCUUUUCUCAUGAGAGUAACCUGCAAGUGAAGAUUCUGUGGUGAAACCCCGUUUUAAACAUUCGUUAAACUUGCCUCUCUUGAUUUUGUCUGUAUCUUACUCUUUCAUCUGUUGGCAAAGUAUGUGUUUCCCAGGUAUUUAAGCUCAAAAACCUCUAAGGUUGUGGCCUAUUAUUGAAACUUUUUUCUUUUGUAUAUUGUUUACGUUUCUGAAAAGACAAGUUUUUAAACUUUGGCCGCUGUUGUAACUAUCGCGUCGUUGGAGUGUAAUAUUUGGCCCAAUGGGCCGGCGAAGUUGGCCCCUCCAUUCAUGCCCUCCAAGGAAGGACUGGCUCAGGUUUUGUCUGUGCCCUGCCAGAAGAGGAUUAUCUAUCUCGUAGCGAACUGCUGAGCUGAGCCGCCAGGCUUCCCUGGGAGCUGGAGUGUCUCAUCCGCUCCAGUCUUUCAUCAGUCCAACCCUGGGGACUCCUCAUUCCCUCCAUUCCACAAGAACUCUAAAGAGUUGUUGAUGGGUCUCGCUCCGUUUCUUCAUUUCACUCAAAGACAAGGGGUCUGCUCCCCUCGCCCUCGUUCCGAGCUCCAGUCAACACCGACCGGAGGGAAGAGCGAGAAUGUGCUUUCCUCUGAAACACGCUGUCCUCAGUUGUGUUCUUGCACACAAGCGUUGGAUAAGGUGUUGCGGUGAAGGUGAAAUUCAGACUUAAGCCAUUUGAACAAAAAUUUCAUGGUUGGUUUGCUUUGUUUUGUUUUGUUUUUUCCCCCGCCUCAAGUUGCUGACUCCAUUUGGGAGCAGCCAUUUAAGCAACUUCUAUUUUGCAAAUUCUGAAAUAAAGCCUCUUGCAACAGAGAGCUGUUUGGAGAUAACAGCACGGUGGUGGUCAGGGGAUGUGAUAAGCUGUGUCUGCAUUGUCUGAGUCCUGUUUGAAAUUCUGGGUUUCAACCUGUGACCAAUGGCGUGUGUAUUUUUUUUUUUUUUUCCCCCCUGUCUUCCCUAUUAACUUCUGUUGUAACUAUGUUACAGUCUUUUUCUGUAUAAAACCAAUUUGAUGUGGUACAAAAGGUGUAACUUUUGCUACCGCUUUGAAGUUUGACUUCUGGGCAGAGACUUCGCUCGUGACAUUUGAGCAUUGUAGCUGUUAAAUUACCUAUUUGGGGGGGAAAAGAAAAAAAAAAAAAAGUUGUUACAAAUAUUUUUUUCAAAUCUUGUAAGUUGCGGAUGAUGCCUACUUUAAUAAAAUCCUAUGCAGACGUG
Egretta garzetta (little egret) is the source of this 4849-nucleotide messenger RNA. Its product is annotated as L-threonine 3-dehydrogenase, mitochondrial. The transcript is spliced from 9 exons. Gene Ontology annotation, biological process: L-threonine catabolic process. Gene Ontology annotation, molecular function: L-threonine 3-dehydrogenase activity. NCBI's taxonomy places the organism in Eukaryota, Metazoa, Chordata, Aves, Pelecaniformes, Ardeidae. Bases 837 to 1958 code for a protein of 373 amino acids. The record is from RefSeq and is a predicted model, not a curated record.